AUGUACACAUCCAUAAUCAUACGCAGAAGCACAUGAAACGCGAAUUCCAGAGCAGAAAGAACCUGUGUCAAGGAUUUUCCUCAAACCACGAUAAGAGGCUAGAGAUUUCUUACAUCUUAAUCAUCGUUACUCGAUCUUGAUUCAAUGUAUUGUUUUCAUGAUGACUGUUAAUGAAUUACCAUGCCAUGUUACAUGAUGGUGGGGUAGUACUCCAACCAGUUAGCCUACCCCCAGAAGCCAGAACUCUGUCGUUAGCUGUAACUAUGUGAACCUAACUUAUCGACUGCAUCGAUGUUGACUUACUAUUGCCAAGAUUACAGGAAUGGCCAAUUGGACUCCAUUAGGCAAGGCUGCUUCACAUGGUAAUAUUGACGUCAUCAAAAAUCUGAUCUGUGAGGGAGCUAAAGUCAAUAACGAUAAUAAUGAAGGUCAGACUGCACUACAUAUUGCUGCUAACAAAGGUCUUACUGACGUCAUCGAAUAUCUGAUCAGGGAGGGAGCCGAUAUCAAUAAGGAGGAUAAUAAUGGUUGGACUGCGUUACACAGGGCUGCUUUCCAUUCUCAAAUUGACGUCAUUGAAACUCUGAUCAGUAAGGGAGCUGAGGUCAAUAAGGAAGAUAAAGUUGGUCGGGCUGCAUUAGAAAUUGCUGCUCAAAAUGGUCAUAUUGACGUCAUAAAAUAUUUGAUCAGUAAGGGAGCUGAGGUCAAUAAGGAGGAUAAUGAUGGUCGGACUGCAUUACACAGUGUUGCUUCCAAUGGGCAUCUUGACGUCAUCAAAUAUCUGAUCAGUGAGGGAGCUGAGGUCAAUAAGGAGGAUAAUGAUGGUCUGACUGCAAUACACAGUGCUGCUUCCAAUGGGCAUCUUGACGUCAUCAAAUAUCUGAUCAGUACAGGAGCUGAGGUCAAUAAGGGGAAUAAUGAUGGUCAGACUGAAUUACACAUUGCUGCUAGGUUAGGACAUUUUGAAGCUAUCAAAUAUCUGAUCAGUAAAGGAGGUGAUGUCAAUGAGGGCGACAAGGAAGGGACAACUGCCUUACAUUUUGCCGUUCAGAAUGGUUACAUUGAUGUUGUUAAAGUCCUACUUGCGGGCGGAGCACAAUGUGAUACAGAAGACAUUCACGGCCAGACACCCUUACAUCAAUCCAUAACCCUCGGGGACAGAGAUAUUGCUGAUCUUUUAGUUGACAGCACGGAUGCUAAGAAUUCGACAGUCUUCCAUCUUGUUUUGAAACACGGAUAUACAUCCAUUAUUGAGAAGUUGAUUGCUAGAGGAUUUGAUCUCAAUGUACAGUCUAGUGACGGUCAAACAUGUCUUCAUAAAGCUAUCAGAUCAUGCUACCACAAGAAACAGAAUGUUGAAUACACCGAAACACUCAGAAAGGUAUCCGAAGAAUACUACAGUGGCAGGUUAUCUCCUGAGAAGGCAUUGGUGUUCUAUCUCUUAGAACAUGGAGCCAGGAUUGAUAUUAAGGAUGAAGCAGGUUGCCUACCAAUCCACUAUGCAAAAGAUGAAAUGAUCAGACAGAUGAUAUUGGCAAGAUUACCUUCCUUUGAUGAUGUACAGUCUAAUAGAGAUCCAGACAUGUCUAGUCAAAUGAUCCAUCCAUCUCGAGGAGGUACAAUUGUGCUACCUGCUCAUGGUAUUAGUCUCUUUAUCCCAGCCCUUGCUUUACGAAAGGAAUGCAAAAUCACGAUGAAGGUUCUACCACAGCCAUCGAGUCCCCUUAUCACAGAGGAUGAGGCACUUGUGUCACCGGGUGUGAUCUUCGAGCCAUCGGGGACCAUUUUUGAUACCCCAUUGAGGUUGGUGGUCCCCCAUUGCGCAAUAUUAACAGAUCCCUCUAUGGUCAUGGUCAACAUGCACGUCACGCAGGGCGAUAAAGUCACCAAGGAAGAGCUAUCACCAACUGGGAUGCCCCGGUGCGUUGUCAGGCAAGACAUAAUUGAAGUGUAUAUCAACCACUUCUCAAUCUAUGAACUGUUCAUGGUAAUUUCGGAUUAUUUCCUGGGAAAGCAAGUCGCUUCGACGCCCUACCUUCCCAAAUCACUCAGCCGUCUACAACCGCAAUGCUGCCACCUACGUUUGUACAAUGACACCCCAGGCCUUGAAGACAUAAUUGGUACUGAAGAAGAAAAGCUUGGUUACGUCAAAAUGGCACCGACCAAGAAAAUAUUCGUCCUCUGGGAGAAGGGAGAACUCAAGAUCAAAUGUGAUGUAAACAGUGGUCACGUGACUGAAAGUGAAAAGGCUGUGUCACUAGACGAAAUCUACAGGCUGGAUAGAAAUGUCGUCAAUUUCUUAGUGAAAGCGACCGGUAACUCUGAUGUUUAUUUUAGUUUCCAUUUCCGGCCGCAUUGUGACGAUGGCCAUGUCUUCAAUGCUAAAUUCGGUGACAUAACUGACGCGUCGUCAUCAACCUGUUCAAAAAGGCUGGAUGACAAGGUUCUCUACGAUCUCGCCAACGAAAUCGAAAACGAUGACCAUCUUGAUAGGCUGAUGCAAGCUCUGAAAGUCGCCUCAGGGGCCCAGCAACGGUGUCACGAUCUCAACAGACUAGAAGGCCAGGUUACCGCCAGAGGAACCCACAGAAUGCUAAUGGACUGGAGAGCCGAAACGGCAGUUGUAGAGCAACAUGACAGGCUGAAGGGAGCCCUCACCGAUGCCAAAUUAUUGGAUCUAAGGGAUAGAUUCUUCUCCCUUGAAAUCACCUGAAUAUUGAAUACACUACUAGUAUAUGGUCAGAGAAAUGACCACUGCAAAUUUAUUAAUGUGUAUCAUAUUUUUAUGAUAUUGUAUUGACGGGAAAAAAAC
Molecule: messenger RNA, 2812 nt
Organism: Lytechinus pictus (painted urchin)
Lineage: Eukaryota; Metazoa; Echinodermata; Echinoidea; Temnopleuroida; Toxopneustidae
Product: ankyrin-1-like
Exons: 12
Coding region: 323-2713 (796 amino acids)
Molecular function (GO): protein binding
Source: RefSeq, a predicted model, not a curated record